Molecule: messenger RNA, 2268 nt
Organism: Rotaria sordida
Lineage: Eukaryota; Metazoa; Rotifera; Eurotatoria; Philodinida; Philodinidae
Source: the annotation of a GenBank genome assembly
AUGACAUGGUUUUUUUUAUUUUUUCUAUCCAUAGGAUUAAUAAAAGAAGGUAAAUGUAGAGAUAAUGAAGAUUUUCCUUUUCGAAAUAUUUCACUUGAUUGGUCAAUACGUGUUGAUGACCUUAUAUCACGUCUUACUCCACAUGAAAUUAUUGAUCAAAUGGCAUAUGGAGGUGGUUGGAAUGAUGGUGUAACACCUCCUAUACCACGUUUAAAUAUACUUCCUUAUUCUUGGGGUACUGAAUGUUUACGAGGUGAUAUAAGUGAAAAUUCAACUGGUUUUCCACAAGCAAUUAAUCUUGCAUCAACAUGGAAUAAACAAUUAGUAAAAUCUAUAGCAAAUGCAACAGCAUAUGAAGUUCAUGCACAUUAUAAUGUUUAUCGUAGAGAAGGUUUAUAUGGUGUACAUCGUGGUUUAAGUUGUUUUUCACCGGUUAUUAAUAUAAUGAGACAUCCAUUAUGGGGUCGAAAUCAAGAAACUUAUGGUGAAUGUCCUUAUCUAUCAGGCAUGUUUGCUAUUUAUUUUGUUCAUGGUCUUCAAGGACCAUUAUCUGCGCGUUAUCUUAAUACAAAUGCAGGUUGUAAACAUUUUGAUGCACAUAAUGGACCAGAAAAUAUUCCUCUAUCACGUUUUUCAUUUAAUGUACAAAUAUCAGAAUUUGAUUGGCGUUCAACAUUUCUUCCAGCAUUUCAUGCAUGUGUAAAUGCUGGUAGUUAUGGUAUAAUGUGUUCAUAUAAUUCUAUAAAUGGAAUUCCAUCAUGUGCAAAUAAUCGUCUAUUAACCGAUAUACUUCGUCGAGGAAUGAAUUUUACUGGUUAUAUUGUUUCAGAUGAUGAUGCUUUAGUAUUUAUUAACAUUGAACAUCAUUAUGUUAAUACAAAUGAAGAAGCUGCAAUUAUUGCAUUAGAAGCUGGUGUUAAUUUAGAAUUAGCUGAUUCACCUGAUGCAACUAUGUUUGAAUUAUUACAUAAAGCAUAUGAUGAAGGAAAAAUAAAUCAUCAAAUAUUAAUUGAACGUGUUAAACCAUUAAUGUAUACAAGAAUGCGUCUUGGAGAGUUUGAUCCUAUUGAAAUGAAUGAUUAUAAUAAAAUUUCAAUGGAUAUUAUACAAUCUGAUUUACAUAGAAAUUUAGCACGACAAAUAACACUUCAAUCAUUUGUUUUACUUAAAAAUCAAGAAAAUUUAUUACCAAUACAUAAUCCAAAUCGAUUUUCAAAUGUACUUUUUCUUGGACCAAUGUCAAACAAUCCUAUACAACAAUAUGGUGAUUAUUCACCUAUUGUUGAUCCUUAUUAUGUAACAACACCAUUAAGUUCAUUACAAGAUUGUUUUUUAAAUACAAGUUAUAAUGAAGCAUGUUUAGAUGGAACAAGAUGUUUAAAUUAUAAUCAAACAGAUAUAAUAAAUUAUUUAAAAAUAAAUGUAUUUGAUUUAAUUAUACUUUCAUUAGGUACAGGACAAGCAAUUGAAGGUGAAGGAAAUGAUCGUGUAUCAAUGAAUUUACCUAAUAAUCAAUCACAAUUACUUGAAGAUGUUCUUAAUACGAUUAAUUCAAAUAAAACAAAAAUUCUUCUUUUAAUCAUAUCUGGUGCACCAGUUGAUAUUCAAUUAGCUGAAGAAUCAAAUCAAAUUCAAGCUAUAGUACAAUUAGGUUUUGGUGCACAAGAAUUAGGUGAAGCACUUAAAAUGGCUAUUAUUGGAGAUGGAAUUUCAAAAUUCGGUCGAUUACCUUAUACAUGGCCAAACAAAUUAAGUGAUUUACCAGGUGAUAUAACACGAUACGAUAUGACAAGUGGUUUUACAUAUCGUUAUUCAAAUGUUGAACCACUUUAUCGAUUUGGUUACGGUUUAUCUUAUUCAAGUUUUUUUUAUUAUGAUCUUAGUUUUAAUGCAACAAAUAUAAAACCAGGUGAUGGUUUGACAAUUUAUUUUAAUAUUAAAAAUAUUGGUCAAAGAAUAUCAGAUGAAGUUAUUGAAAUUUAUUUAAGUAUUCAUUUAAAAAAUACAUCUUUAGCAAAUGUAUCACUUGCACAAUUAGUCGAUUUUGAACGUAUAUCAGAUAUAAAUCCAGCAGAAAUUAUUCUCUAUCAAACUAUUAUAAAACCAGAACAAAUGGCUGUUUAUAUUGAUGGAAAAGGUUUUCUUAUUUUACCAGCAACAUUAGAAUUUAAAAUUGGAAAUUUUAUUGAGCCAUAUUUAUCUGGGGAUGUAAUCAUUGAUGGUGACAGUUAUUAUGUUGGACAAUAUAUUUCUUAUGCAAGUAUAUGA